GCGCGCCGCCGCCACUCACGGAGGGGUAAAAGGAGGAGACCCUCACCUCCAUAUUCAUAGCACAAAGUCGCACACUCAAAGACUAAGUACUAGUAGCGACAGGGGGCGCAGCAGACGGUGUUUUCUGUCCGUCGUGUCCGUUUCCAGCUUUCUGCAAUUCGCUGUCUUUGUGCGUAAAAGCAGGACCGCAGGAUUCACCAUGAUGACCAGGCUCUGGGGUUUACACUGUGCCUGGCUUUGAGUCACUACUCUGGGUACGGAUUAACUGACUUCCAUGGCUCAGCACCAGGUCUCUGGAGGGAAGCCCUGCAUUUCUACCUGGAUUAAUGUUUCGACUGUGAGGAUACCUGCGCUUGGAUAGGAGACAGUAGUUGGAAAGCGCAGUGAAGUACCAAAUCUUUCACCGUUCCCGCAUCAUAGCCUACAGGGGUGAAAGUCUUUCCCCAACUGGAAUGAACCUCAGAUCCGCUGUCUGAGGGGGGCGCAGUUUUCCAGCAGGGGGUCUCCCUCAUUAAGAGCCAGAGAGGUCAGAUAGGAGGUCAGAGGUCAACUCACAUAGUCAAAGUUCAACACUAAGAAACUAGGAGCUAUGCAGGAAGCCUGUUUCUGGAUCACCAGAGUUUCUGUGCUGCUACUGCUGCUCUGCUCAGACCUCCUGGACAGCCAGCACGCAACAGACCACAGGAAGGUUCCUCAGAGGGCAGAGCCUCAGCAGGAGUUCAGGGCCGAGCAUGUAGAAGUUCAGGGCUCCUGGGGAACCUGGGGGUCCUGGUCAACCUGCUCCCGGACUUGUGGUAAAGGGGUACAGGAGCAGACCAGACCCUGUCUGCCUUUGUACACUCCAUCCCAAUACCCCUCCAGAGCAGUUGGCGUUCCACCUCAGCAACCAGGACAAGUAAUUUCAGCCCUGCGGCCUACCGUUCCUCUGCACCGCAACACAGCCAGACCCUCCAACAACAGCAGCCGUGGAGAGCAGAGGAGGGAGAAGGAGACCAGGCCUGGUGGACGCAGGAGAGUCUCCCAGGUUGUCCCAGGGAGGUAUGGCUAUGGGAGAGCCCCUUAUGUUGCGCCACUGCAGACGAAUAGAGGCCAAGGCUCUGAGACACCUCGACCCCACAGACAGAGACGCUCUGCCGCAGCUAAUUCCCACCACACUCCUGCUAGAGGCCACAGUGACCACAGGUCAAACAACCUGGACCCCUCCAGCAACCUCCAUCGCUACAGCAGGCCCUACACACACCCCAGAGCACAACAGCCCAGAAAUAAGCAAGUCUGGGCCCCCCUUUACCAGCCGAGUUCAAGCAACCAGGCUGAAGUCCAGCAGGAACUCCCAUCAGGUAGCCAAACUUCCAGCCUUCAGCAGCACCAAGAGAGACCUUACAACCCCCUGCCUUCUUCCUUCUGCACAGGAGAGCACGCUCACUACAGGAUCUGCAACAGUAAUGCCUGUCCUCCAUCCAGCAAACACAUCCGAGCUGUGCAGUGUUCUUCUUACAACAACCAGCCUUUCAUGGGCAGGCUGUACGAGUGGGAACCUUUCAAUGAGGUUCCUGGGGAGCAGCACUGUGAACUCAACUGCAGGGCCAUAGGGUUCAGGUUCUAUGUGCGACAGUCAGAGAGGGUGAUGGACGGAACGCCAUGUGGGCAGAAUGAGACUUUUCUCUGUGUGGCGGGAAACUGCACGAGUCUAGGCUGUGACGAGUAUCUCGGAUCCAGAAAGGUGAUGGACAAGUGCGGCGUGUGUGGAGGUGACAACACGACCUGCAGGCUGGUCUCCGGGGUGUUCAAACACAGUUUAACCAAGAUCGGCUACCACAAGAUAGUGGAGAUUCCAGAGGGAGCCACCAAGAUCAACGUGACGGAGAUGGUGAAGAGCAGAAACUAUUUAGCUCUGCGAAGCCGAUCGGGGCGAUCUAUCAUUAAUGGAAACUGGGCUAUUGACCGACCGGGGAAGUAUGAGGGUGGAGGGACCAUGUUCACCUACCGGCGACCCAAUGAAAUCAGUAGCACAGCUGGGGAAUCCUUUCUUGCUGAAGGACCCACAAAAGAGAUUUUGGACGUUUAUAUGAUCUUCCAGCAGCCAAACCCUGGUAUUCACUAUGAGUAUAUUCUGCCCUCUGAGAAACCAGUCGACCCUCAGCAACCAAACCACAGACCAGAAGGGAAUGCUGUGAACGGACAGGGUGGCUACGACCAACACAGCAACACUCAGCAGGAAAACUUCAACCCAGCCGGCGGAGGGAGGUAUCCUGCUCGUCUCCCUGACAACCAGGUACCCGUCAUACAGCCGCCCAGACGUGAGCGAGAGUACAACUGGAAACUGACUGGUACUACAGAGUGCAGUGCAUCCUGCGGUAAAGGUUUCAGAUAUUCUGUCUUCCACUGCGUCCACCGACUGAGCCUCGUCCAGGUAUCAGACACUUUGUGUGACAGCAGCAGUCGACCAACUCCUCAAGAAGAAGCCUGCAACCUGCAGCCCUGCCCAGCAUUCUGGGAUAUUGGAGAAUGGUCAGAAUGCAGUAAGACCUGUGGCCUGGGCAUGCAGCACCGACAGGUCCUGUGCCGCCAGGUUUACGCCAACCGCACCCUCAAUGUCCACAUGAGCCGCUGUCGUCACCUGGAGCGACCCGAAACCGCCAGUACCUGCCAGCUGAAGAUCUGCAGUGAGUGGCAGAUCCGCUCCGAGUGGACUACUUGCUCAGUGCCAUGCGGGCUGGGUCAGAGGUCACGAGAGGUCCGCUGUGUCAGCAACGUGGGCGACUUUGUUCCAGAUGAGGAGUGCAACAUGAAUCUGCGGCCCAUCGAUGUAGAGAACUGCGACAUGGGAGCCUGUGCCAAGAGCUGGUUCUACACGGAGUGGGGCAACAGGUGCUCUGCUGAAUGUGGCAUGGGUGUACGAAGCCGGGGAGUGCUCUGCCUGACCAACCACAUUAGCAGCCUCCCUCUGGAGGGAUGUGGCAGCGAGCGGCCUGCAGAGUCUCAGGUCUGCAACAACGGCCCCUGUGAGAAUCGCAUCGAGUGGUUCACAGGCCCCUGGAGCCAGUGCUCUGCAGAGUGUGGCGCCGGCAGCCAGCAGAGGUCAGUGGUGUGUUUGAUGAAGUCAGAUGAAGGAUUCACUGUCAUGCCACCGUAUGAGUGCUCAUCCCUGGACCGGCCUCUCAGCCAGCAGAGCUGUAACCUCAAGGCCUGUGGAGCAAAGUGGUACCAUACUGACUGGAGUGCCUGUUCAAAAACAUGUGAGGGAGGUUUCCGUGUGCGGGAGGUCCGCUGUCUGUCUGAUGACAUGCAGUCCAGUGAGGGCUGUGACGAGCAGCUCAGACCAGCAGAGAAGGAGGGCUGCAACCCGGAGCCCUGCAUACCUCACAUAGAUGAGAACUGCAGAGACAAAUACUUCAACUGCAACGUGGUGGUCCAGGCUCGCCUCUGCGUGUACGAUUACUACAAGACAACAUGCUGUGCUUCAUGUUCGAAAGUGGCCCACAAGCAGCCAGUUCAUCGGCGCCGCAGCUAGCACUCUCUACCAGGGUCCCUCAGCUCCACGUUGGGCCAGACUCAAUACCCACUGGAGGCACUCUGGUCGUGGGCCAGCUGGGAGGAAGAGACUGGCUGGACCUUGCCUAAAAUGGACACUUGUUUUGUUUGCCAAGAAUGGAAAUUGAAGAAGGAACAUUUUUGUUGGUUCAUUCGGAGGGGACUGUUGGGAGAAAAGAAUACCUAAGAAUAGUGGGUGACUGGAAUCCAGUCACAGGAUGAACGGAACUCUGCUGGGAUGAGAGAGAUCAGCAGCAAACUGUGGAAUCCAAAACGCUUUUUGGAUUUAAACCAUGUCUAAUUAAAAGAAUCCAUCUCCUUUGGAAGAUGACCUUCUUUGGAGCUGUUUGCAGCAACGUUUUUACCAGUAAUGGCUCUUAUGGAUUACUUAUGAAGAGGACAGCACCUGCAAACACUUUAAUGUGGAUUAUAUAUAGAAAAUAUACUGUAUGUUCUAAUAUGGUUCUUUCCAAUACUCAGAUUUAUGGCAUGAUGUCGAAAGUGAUGCUGUCUCACAUAUAAUCAACUCUUUCACAUCCACUGUUGACCAAAGAUAUAUAACCUCAUCAAAGUGACAACAGUGGCAGAAUGUCACCUUUUUCCUAAGAAACGUAUUCUGUGUGUCAAACCCUUCAUGGUGAUGAUUCUCACAUACACAGUCAGAAUUCACAAAAAUCACAGAAUAUGAAUUCUUGGUGUCCGGGAUGAGGUCUGUCUGGCAAACCACCUUCUUUCCUUCCUGUACAGUCAUGAGGUGUAAAAGCAGCCCAUGUAAUAUGUAUGUAUAUAUGUAUGUAUGACAGAGAGAAUGAUAAAGGCUGUUUUUAGGGUUUCUCACACAGCCUCUCCUCCUAGCAACUGAAGAGAAAAAGGCUCGCUUUUUAUUUAUUUGUGUGGCUCCCCAGGGAGGACGCUGCUUUAUCAGCCACCGGUGGCCCCUUCUUGGCUGUGGGGAUAAAACCUUUGCUGCCUCUUAAGCCAAUCAUAGCCUCCGAACUGAAUGUAGGCAUUCCACAGCCUGCUGGAUGGCAGAAGCAGAUGGUCAGAAACCCUGAUGCAUUUUGAAGAGUUGAACAAACUGUACAUAUGUUAUUUUUUUCCUGUGGGAUAUUGUCAUUCCACAAUUGUACAAUUCCUGAAAUCUAUUGAAAUAUCCGUAAAAUGUUAUUAAUAUUUGAGUGUAAAGAUUGAUGAUUACAGUAUUUUGCAGCUCUUGAUUUGGUGUGGUAUACAUGAGGUUUACAUUCACAGUAAAUCCUUGUUUACGACCCAUUUUCUGCCAUAACACUGCUGUUUUUUUUAAUUCCAUGCAAAACUGCACACAGUACCUCUCCAUUGUUUAGCUUUUGUUAUAAUAUCGCUUUCAUCAAUUCCCUCCAAGGACUAUAAAUGUACCUCUGAUCCAUCAGUACUGUAUAUGUAUCAAUGUUUAAGUUCCCAGUCAGUCUGGUAUAUAAUUAAUUCCAUUUCUAAGAGAAACAAUCAUUUUGAAUGUGCCAACAUGGUGCCGUAUUUUUUUUUUUUUUUUUUUUUUUAAAUGCAAUAAUGAAGAGUGGAACUCAAAUUGCAGUAUUCUUUAGGACUCAGUAUAUGACUGCAAGUAAUAAACCAUGUGUAUUUACUAUAUUUUAGAUUGCAGGUGUUGAGCAGUUGAUUUUCAUGAGGAGUGUUUGUGAGAUUUCCUGAAAUAAACAAAAUUACUAAUUAUUUGUACACUUAA
This is a messenger RNA of Amphiprion ocellaris (clown anemonefish), 5251 nucleotides long. RefSeq names its product thrombospondin type-1 domain-containing protein 4. The transcript is spliced from 19 exons. Gene Ontology annotation, biological process: extracellular matrix organization. The record is from RefSeq and is a predicted model, not a curated record. Lineage: Eukaryota; Metazoa; Chordata; Actinopteri; Pomacentridae. Bases 590 to 3511 code for a protein of 973 amino acids. Gene Ontology annotation, cellular component: extracellular matrix. Gene Ontology annotation, molecular function: metalloendopeptidase activity.